Anisakis simplex (herring worm) is the source of this 849-nucleotide messenger RNA. The record is from the annotation of a GenBank genome assembly. Lineage: Eukaryota; Metazoa; Nematoda; Chromadorea; Rhabditida; Anisakidae.
AUGAAGACUGAUGAUGACAAUGAAGCACAAGGAAAAUUUAAAUGCACUCUGAAUCCAUCUUCCAUUGAGUGUUCCAAAACGAUCGGAAGAGGAUCAUUCGGUUUAGUGAAACGUGCAACGUUAGCCUUGCACAGUCAACGAAUAAACGUAGCGGUAAAAAUAUUGAGUGAUUCUUAUGUCAAACGUGAAAAAGAGGCUGUCGCAAAUGAACUUCGAAUAUUACGUGAUUUUGAACAUAUUAAUAUAGUCAAGCUAUAUGGUUGCUUCAAGAAUGGGGACGCAGAUCCAGGAAUAGGAAUCGUUCUUGAGCUGAUGUCAUGCUCAUUGGAAGAUCUUUUGUAUACAUUUUCAUACGUUCAAUAUAAAUGCUCACAAGUUGUCGAAUGGAUGUUACAAUGUUCAAAGGCUAUUGCAUAUUUACAUGAUAACGCCACAGUUCAUCGUGAUCUAAAACCAGCCAAUUUGCUACUCAAUCAGACGUUUCGCAUACUAAAGGUUUCUGAUUUCGGUACGGCACGUCUCAUAGACCCCAUAAUGUCUUGCAGAGGAACCAGCUCUUAUAUGGCACCCGAGGUGAUCGUCGGCAGAGAAUAUGAUAUGCGUUGUAAUGAUAUGAAUGACCGUAUUGCAGAUAUGUUUUAUGGUUUAAGAUAUGUUUUAUGUUUUAAGGUGAUCCUCGGCAAAGAAUAUGAUAUGCGUUGUGAUGUUUAUAGCAUUGGUAUUAUACUCAGUGAACUAAUGACCAGACAACCACCACAAAACAGUCUUGGAGCGAUUGAGCCACAAAUUAUUUUUCGAGUACGAUUGUUGCUGUUUAACGAUGUAGAUAACGACGAUAUCUAUUCUUAA